Didymodactylos carnosus is the source of this 738-nucleotide messenger RNA. NCBI's taxonomy places the organism in Eukaryota, Metazoa, Rotifera, Eurotatoria, Philodinida, Philodinidae. The record is from the annotation of a GenBank genome assembly.
AUGCCGAAAAGCAGUAUUGGUGCAAAAAUGAUAACUACUGGUGCUAAUAGCGUUCGUAUUCCAAUGAUACAAACUAGUUGUAUGACCUCUGAGUUUGACAAUACAUACCCGAUACAUCUGAAUGGCAUCAUCAGUCCAGAAGAUUUUCAACAUUCAAUAUCAAAUAUAAAUCGUUCAUUUUCUUCAUCAAAAUUUUCAAAAAUGUUGUGUAUAUUUAUAGUUCUGUGGAUGAUUGCUGGACUAAUUAUGAUCAUUACCGGCGGCAUUACUGCUGUAUCCUCGUUUCGAACGGGUAUUUCCCCUCUGGUGAUUGUAGGUGUUGCCAUGUGGGCUGGCGGGAUACUAAUUAUCGGUUUUGGAUGUAUGGCGAUCCAAUCAAGGCGUAUGCAACGACUUCGCGAAGCUGUUGCUAAUGAAUCGGUGAAAUAUUCAUCAGCGUCUAGACCAGCCAGUUGGAGAAUAGAUACUUUCCAAUGGUAUGGAUGGCAACGAAGAAAUGUCACAUAUAAUUUGGUUAUUGAUCUCGAGCCAAAUUUUGCUAUGGCACAAAAUGUUUAUCCAACACCCAGCUAUUCUACUGCACCACCUGCAUACCAACAAAAUAAGAGACCGGAAUCUUCUCCACACGACAAUAAUCAAGUACAGCCUGUCACAUACUGUUCUAAGUGUGGUGCAGCUCGACAAGAUUAUGCAGGCAACUUUUGCUCAUCAUGUGGACAAAGUUAUCAUAAAUACUAA